This is a messenger RNA of Vanessa tameamea, 2931 nucleotides long. RefSeq names its product KIF-binding protein-like. The record is from RefSeq and is a predicted model, not a curated record. Bases 170 to 1969 code for a protein of 599 amino acids. Gene Ontology annotation, biological process: microtubule cytoskeleton organization; central nervous system projection neuron axonogenesis; neuron projection maintenance. The transcript has 2 exons. Lineage: Eukaryota; Metazoa; Arthropoda; Insecta; Lepidoptera; Nymphalidae.
CGAUAAUUUAGACUAGAAAUUGGAAAUUUAUACCUUUGUGAGAAAAUUAAUGGAUAGAUUUACACACCUAUAACACAAUUAAGUCCAUCGUUUCCUCUGAAAACGAAAUGUAUGUUAAAAAGUAAUUUAUUAAGAAUUAUUUGUACAAUAAAUUGUGAUUUAAAAAAAUAUGAUAGUCACUGCAGAAAUGUCUGCUAAAGAAUUUAUUAAUGACUAUAAGGAGAAUUACGGUAAAGUUAGAAAAUUACUCGACGAAGACAGUAAAAAUGAUCCGGAAAAUGAACCAUAUUCGUCAAAAUAUAAGGCUAGAGAUAUAUUAAACAAUAUGCGCGAUGCGUUGAGUAAUGUUUCUGAAUCUGAAACAAAUUUGAACAAAGUUAAACUCGAUGCAAUGUUGGGGGUAGUACUUUUAAACAUAGGAAUUAUAGACAUGGAAACAGAGGAGCUGACUGCUAGUGAGAAAGUAUUGAAAGAAGCAGAAGAUCUUCUGAUUCCAAAUUCUCUAAAGCCGGAAAUCGUAACAACUCUCAUUAACAUUGAAAAUAAUCUCGGCAUAUUGUGGUCCAAUCGUGAUGAACCAGAAGAAGCUAAACUUUUUUUACUCAAAGCAAAAACAUUUUAUGAAGACUUUAAAUGCACAUUACAAAUGCCUUUAUCAAUAGAACAAAUAAUAAGUAAUACUGGUGAAGCUGUUACAGGAGAAUUUAUGUUUUUAGAAAAAGCUCAUACAUUGUCUCUCUAUUAUUUAGCCCAAGUAUAUGGAUCAUUGAAGGAAAAUUUGAAAUCAGCAAUAUAUUGUCAUGUUACAUUAAGAAGACAGCUACAGUACUCGGACUAUGAAUCAAUUGAAUGGGCUUUAAAUUCAGCUACCUUAUCUCAGUUCUUUGCUGAGCAAAAUGGGUUUUUUCAAUCAAGACACCAUCUUUCCGCAGCUUCAACCAUACUGGAACAGUAUGAAGCAACAUUAAUGGAGUCAGAAAGUGCUGAUGAUAUUUUUUUGGCUAAAAAAGAAAUUUUUAAACAUAGAUCAGCAGAUGUAGCCAGGUGUUGGGCUAAAUACUGUCUUUUGCUUAUGACUGCUUCCAAAGCAAGACUUAUGAAUGAUGGAGAAGAGAUUAGUGAUGCAAUUACAGAUAUGUCUAACUUGGAGCUGGAAGACAAUGAGAACAUUUGUGGUGGUGAUAUAAAAAAGUUAAUAUUCUCAGAUCUCGAUGUUACCAAAUAUGAAAAGAAAAUUGGUGACAAAUUCUUGCUGACAUACCAAGAUGCAAGAGAAGUGUUUUUAUGUUGCCAGAGUUGGUUGAACAAAGCCAAAGAAUAUUAUAAAUUAGACACUUUAGCUUCAGACUAUAUUGAGCUGGUGCAAGACAGUUCCCAAUCAUAUUGUUAUCUCGCAUUCUUCGAAGAAGAUGAUGAGAGGCGGGCAAAAAUGCAUAAACGUAGGGUGGAUAUGCUUGAAGAUUUGAUCAAAGAAAUCAACCCAACUUAUUAUCUCCAGUAUUGCCGUCAACUGUGGUACGAACUAGGCGAAGUUUAUUCAGAGAUACUAAAUAUUAAAUUAGACAAACUCAAUAAAACAAAGGAAAAACCCUCACCACAUAUUUUAAAAAAGAUUAACAUGUUAUGUGAAAAGAGCAUUGAAAAUUAUGAUCACUUCCUGAAUUCAGUCAAAGAUAAAAAUGGAAUAAUGCCAGUUAAAUUAGAAUUUGAUGUUAUUAGGCCGGUGAUAAGUGCAUAUGCUUUCAUUGGUAGGAAUAGCAUGAAAAGAAUUGCCAUUGAUAAAAAUGUUCAAUUGACACAUGUUAGGAAAAGUUAUGAUUCAUAUCAGGCUGUUGUUGAUAUUUGUAAAAAUGACCCCGAAGCUGCUAAGAUGAUGAAAGAAGAGUACAGCUUAUGUCAAGAAAUGGUAAAUAUCUUACCAUUGAAGAUUAAAAAACUGGAAAAUGAACUGGUGGGAUUUGUUGGAUAGAAAAAAGUUAAGGUGCAACAAGCAAAGAUAAAAAAUGGUAUCAAUGAUUUUGAAACUUCAUAAUUAACCCAAACAUAAAUAAUGCACCUUUUGUAUCAUGUACGUAAUGUAAACAAUUGGAAAAAAAUCUUUUAAAAAAAUAAUGUAAUACAUUUAAUAGCCUACUUUUUUUAUUGAAGUGAAAAUAUAGAAACUAAUCAGAAUUAAGGCAGGAUCAGAUUUAUAUAUUCUAAUGUAUUGUGAAAUGUCACGUGAAUUUUGCAUGUGCCGCUCUCAUCGGCUGCUAAUCUUAAAACCAUCUACCUACCAAAGGCUUUUCAGUUAUUAAAUAGACAAAAGCAGCACCCGUUAUCGCGACCUUUCUGUUCUAGGCAGCAGCUUGCAACAAGUGCGUUGAACAGCUCUGGGUGCAAGAUUCGCGAUACAUAUUCGUGCUGAAUUCGUGUGGCGUUCUCACUAUUCGCGUUAGAAUAUAUAAAUCUGGACCCGCCAUUAAGUCUGAAAUAACCUGUAGAACCUGUAUACUACUUGGAUGAAAAAAUAUUAACUAACUGCUUUAGUAGCUAACUUAUAUGGUUGCAGACCCUGUGAUCCCUAUUUUAACCCAGGUUCCAGUUAACAAAAAGUAAUUCGGGGAUUAUUCUAUAGCAGCCCAUAAUUUGGAACUUGGUAGUGUGAACACUUCUCAUGUGUGAGUGAGUGGUGGAAUCGAGAGUGCACCUGUGUUUGCUGACAUAUUCUUGCAUUUUAUUAUCUCCUGCGCAGUUGCUUAGUCUCCGUUGAGAUUAUUUCGCCGUGAGCAAAAUCGGCCUGGAGAACAGCAAAGCAUGCGAUUUCAGAUUAUAAUUUACAAUAUAUACAAUUUUAUCAUACAAAUUGUUUGUAAAUGUAGCUGAUGCUUUAUUAAAAUGUUUUCAUUGUCUUAAUUAUAUAGAGAUUGUAAAAUAAAAGCUUACAAGGUU